Molecule: messenger RNA, 1617 nt
Organism: Danaus plexippus (monarch butterfly)
Lineage: Eukaryota; Metazoa; Arthropoda; Insecta; Lepidoptera; Nymphalidae
Exons: 5
Coding region: 1-1617 (538 amino acids)
Source: RefSeq, a predicted model, not a curated record
AUGUUGAUCACCAGACCAUAUGCCUCCUUAUUGGACCUUCUAUUGACUACUCGCCCGGACUGCUAUCGGGUGUCUGUCAAUGCAAGCCUUGGGUCAUCUGACCAUUGCUUGGUACACGCCGGGUUACAACUUGUGCAUACAACGACUCUCCGUUCACCUAGGAGACGUUUGGGCGUCGCCGCAAAACGACGUGCAGACACAUGGCCCUACAUCUGCGAUAAAUGGGCUAGGGCUAUCGGACCAAGGACGAAUCUGACUAAAGAAGCAAAUCUUGCUACCGUUAAUACGUUAUUCAUUAAAAAGCCAGAAUAUCCGAUUACCUACAAAAGUAGAACGAGUUGUUCUCAGAUCGACUAUCUACUUUUUAACAGACAUCUCAGUGGAAGGGUCAAGAACUGUAAAGUAAUUCCAGGAGAAUGUAUAGCACCGAAACAUCGUCUUGUCGUCAUGGACAUAAAUUUUAGAUCCAGAACAACACAGAGAGUAGAAAAGGAACCAGUGCUGACCAAAUGGUGGCUUCUAAAGGUUGAAAAGAUGGAGGAAUUUCGUGAUAAACUUAAUGAUCUCAAAAUUGCAGAUAAUGUCAAUGACGUUAACAAAGUUGGUUGCAGGCAAAGAUUCUUACAUCAGCAAAUAAAGUACCUGGACAAACGAAAGGUGGAAAGCGAAUACCCAAAGAAACAUGGUGGAAGUUGUACAAGGAAAAAAAGAAAGAAGCUAGAAAAGUGGUCGGUGUUGAAAGAUCCAAACGACUCCCUUGAGACGAAAAACGGCCAAAAACUUAUCUUUAAGCUUGCAAAGUUGCGGAACCAGGCUACCAAAGAUUUUGCAAAGUCUACAAUAGUGAAAAGUCAAGAUGGAGCAUUAUUGCUUAACACAAACCCUUCCACUACAAACGUCUCCUUACCAGCAGUGAGCAAAAAUCUGGGCCUUAUACCACCGAUAACACCCCAAGAGGUUAAUGACUCGCUUAAGAAAAUGGCAAAUAAAAAGGCGAUAAGUCCAGGUGACAUCCCUAUAGAGGCGUGGAAGUGUUUGGGUGAGGCGGGAGUUGUAAUACUGGCUAACUUUUUCAGCAAGUUACUACUGGAAACCGCAUGUAUGCCAGAGGCUUGGAGGAUGAGUAAGAUAAUCCCUCUCUAUAAAGGCAAGGGAAGUCGGUAUGAGUGUAACAGCUACAGGGGUAUCAAAUUGAUGUGCCACACCAUGAAGCUGUACGAGAGAGUUAUCGAUAGCCGGCUACGUAUGGAAUGCUCACUCUCCAAAAACCAGUACUGCUUCGUACCAGGCCUGUCAACGAUUGACCCGACAUUCGCCAUGACCAUGAUCGCUGAAGUAUACAGAGAGAAAAAAGAGCCGCUACACAUCGCAUUUCUUGACAUGGAAAAGGCUUUUGAUCGUGUGACUCGAAGUACCAUGUGGUGGAGCCUCAGGGCAAGAAAUGUCCCCGAUGCAUACGUCUCAGUUAUUGCCGACAUGUACACAAAUGUUCGAUCGUUCAUAAGAACUAUUGUAGGAGUGACAAAAUCCAUCCCAGUCACAGGAGUUCAUCAAGGCUCGGUUUUAAGUCCAUUCUUGUUCAGCCUCGUGUUGGACACACUCACCGAGGAUGCUUAA